CCACAGAGCUACACACUACAGCUCCUGAUGAUAAAAGAGCUAGACCUUGGGAAAAAUUGGUGGUCUUUUAAGGGUUAAUAGCCUUACAUAACACUAGUAGCUGUAGCGGCGCAGGGACAAAAUCUCUUCUAGAAAUGUGCAGCCAUGUGUCAAUAUUUUUAAUGGAUGGAUAAUUAGGAAACUACUUCAAACUGGUGUGGUGAUGCUGGUGAUCCAUGCAGGUGUGGAAAGAUGUCUCUCUCCUCCUCCCUCAGUGACCUGCCAAUCACCUGAGGCAGCACCUGCGGUGUCCAAUCAGAUCUCAGAGGUGGCCAGUCCUUUGGAGAUGGCUCAGUGAGGUGGAAUGAAUGCGACUGCUUUCAGAUGUUUGAAUGAAAUCACAGAAGUGGAAAGAUGUGGUUUUCUCUGACAGCAUCACAAAAGAGACGACACAGACUCACUUCUUUCAUCUCUGAAGGGCAGAUCAGCAUCAUGGUUUGAUAUUUGGACUUAAGCUUAGUUAAGAGGGUGAAUUUUUUGUGGAUUAAAAACGGCUGCAGUGGGUUAGGAAUGAAUGGUCUUAUUCAGCCGGAUUCCUAAAAACAGUUUUGUAGGCGUCGUCAGAUCAGAUUUCUCCACCAUGCUUUACUUCCAGGUGAUGAUUCUGACAGUGACUCUGAUGCUGGUCUACUACUGCGAGUUCACGGACGUUUUCAGUCCGACGCAGCAGGGCUUCGUCUGCAGAGACCCGGCUCUGAGCAAGCCCGAUCCUGGACCUGAACAAGACAGCCGGGUGCAGCCUGUAAUACUCUGCUCUGUGGUGUGUGGUCUGCCUGUUGUGUUGAUUUCAAGUGUAGAGCUUGUUAUCUUCCUCCUUCAUUCCAGCUCAAACAACCUCUAUGACCAUGAGAAGAUUGUUCUGAUGGGGGAUUGUUGCUAUUUGAACCCCAUGGUGCGCAGAACCUCCUCUUUUCUUGGUGUCUAUGUCUUUGGUCUGUUCACAACAGACAUUUUUAUCAAUGCUGGUCAGCUGGUCACAGGAAGUCUAGCUCCGUACUUCCUGUCUGUUUGUCAGCCCAAUUACACUGCCCUCGGUUGCCAGGACACCGUGCACUUUGUCAGCCAAUCAGAUGCCUGUACCGGCAAUCCUGAUAACAUUAUGAGAGCCAGAAUGACGUUUCCUUGCAAAGAGGCUGCAGUCAGUCUGUAUGUGGCUGUUUACUUGGCGAUGUACGUCAUGUCGUGUGCUGGCUCUUGUGGAGGUCUUCUGCCAAGCCCACUCCUCAGUCUGUCAUUGGUCAGUCUGGCUACCUUGACAGGAAUCAACAGAGUUGCUGAAUACCGUAACUACUGGAGCGAUGUUAUAGCAGGACAAAUCAUUGGGGCUGCAGUAGCCGUCUUUCUGGUUGUGUUUGUGGUCCACCAGUUCAAAAUGAGACCUGGGAUUUUUCCUGUUAGCCCCUCAGAUGCCGGCACAGUGAACACCGACGAGGCUCCAGCCCAAAUGAAUCCCACCAUGGAGAACAAUAAUAAAUGUGUCAAGUCAGAGAGCUCAGUAUCGUUCACAGAAGUCACAUGACUAUGACCCACUCAACGCCCACCUACCUGGAGCAAGACCAAGGAGGAUAUUGAGGUCUCUGUGGGAAUACUAUGGGGUCAGAUAACAGUCAAAUAAGAUGUGUGUACAAAUAUACAACUGCAUGUUGUGUAUAAAUAAAACUUGCAAAUUAUAUAAUUUUAUCAUAUUAAAAGUUUAGUGUGAGAUUAAAUAAGUUUUAACUUUAAAAAAUUAUAACUCUGAGGGUAAAUUUCUGGUUUCUUUGUUCUGAAUCUCAGCCAGCAGCUGACUUUACUGUUGGGUAUACGUCACAGAUAUGACCCAUGAAGAAGAUAAAUCUGUUCCGCUGACUGAUCACGUGACUAAACUCUGUUUAACCUCAGUAUUUAUCUGUGCUGAAAGAUUGAGCUUUUCUAACAGAAAGAAUGAAGGACGUGAUAAACUUUAAUAAAUCUUCUGAUCUGAUAACAGUAGUGAUGUUUGAUGGUGAUGAUGAAAAGAAGAUGGAGAAAGUAAUCCUGCCUGAUGAUGAGUUCUUGGGUUUUCAACUUGUUUUAUUAACAGAACUUUAGAAGAUUAGGUAUGAGCAGAGUGUUCAUGUUUUACUCUUGUGAACCAACCUGGGGCUCUGACAACACAUGAUCUCUAACAAAGCUCUUCUAUACAUACAGAUGAACACUCCUACAUUCAUCCUGACAAAUACGAAGCAAUCAGGAGUUAAACAGAUCAUCCAUCUGUUGUUUAGUUUGUUUAAGUGCUCUGAUCUUCCCACAACGUUGGUUUAAGUUUUCCCUCCAAACAAUUUGGGAGGCCAUUCAACAAAGCAAUACUGAAAUGACUGCACAUAUUGACGCUAAAAUGUCAUCAUUCCAGACCAGUUUAAACAGUAUACAGGGCUCACUCUCCACAUGAAACGAUCAUAUUAAGGGGAUGGAGCAAUGUGUAAGCUGUAUUGAAGAUAACGUUGAAGAUCUUUUGAAAAGGGUCGCUGUAUUAGAAACGGACAGCUCUUACCUGAGGGAUAAAGACGAUGAGGCUGAAAACAGGAGCAGGGCUAACAAUCUUCGUUUUCUUAAUCUCCCAGAACGCUGUGAAGGUACUGACAUUGACAUACAUCAUCUAUUUGGAAAUAAGAGUUUUGCCACACCAAUAAUGAUUUAAAGGGCUCGUUGUCCCCCCCGAUCUAACUCCACAAACAAUGCCAGAUCUCCUCGCCCACUCCUGGUUAAGCUGCUGUUCUUUAAUGACAAAGUCAAGAUCCUGCGACUUGCUUGAGAGAAGAAAGACCUCAUCUUCCAGA
Messenger RNA from Melanotaenia boesemani (Boeseman's rainbowfish), 2837 nucleotides. RefSeq names its product phospholipid phosphatase-related protein type 5-like. The record is from RefSeq and is a predicted model, not a curated record. Gene Ontology annotation, biological process: signal transduction; phospholipid dephosphorylation; phospholipid metabolic process. Gene Ontology annotation, molecular function: phosphatidate phosphatase activity. The transcript has 6 exons. Bases 554 to 1558 code for a protein of 334 amino acids. Lineage: Eukaryota; Metazoa; Chordata; Actinopteri; Atheriniformes; Melanotaeniidae.